Anopheles moucheti is the source of this 655-nucleotide messenger RNA. RefSeq lists its product as uncharacterized. The record is from RefSeq and is a predicted model, not a curated record. The transcript has 2 exons. Bases 41 to 349 code for a protein of 102 amino acids. NCBI's taxonomy places the organism in Eukaryota, Metazoa, Arthropoda, Insecta, Diptera, Culicidae.
GUGUGGUGACGUACAAAUCGAGGCAAUCAGAAGGUGAAAGAUGGCUGUGGGCUACAAUGCCAAGGCAGAUGAAGCUGCCGUGCCGAAAUCAUCCUCAACCAUGCACAGCAACAAUCAAUCGCAAUCACUGCAUGGUGAUCCAGCACCCAAUCAUGUGGGGAAUCAAACACCCAGGGAGCUGAACGAUCUGUACCUACUGAUCGCAACCUUACAAGUGCGACGUCUGAUGCGCCAGAUCAUCUCCAACCUGAUUACCCGUGUGAUGCUGUUUGGUGAACUGGGUAGUCCGGAACAUGCGCUGUGUCCCGACUGCGUACUGUUGAUAUUGCUGUUUCGCUAUUACAUAUAAUUCGUCGCAUCUCGUACAUCUCGCUUCGAACCGUCUCCCGCUCAUCAAAAGGUCUGUGAUAGGUUAGGGUUCUUGUUGCUUUAUCUUCCAAAACCCCACGCAUCCAGAUGAUGGAGUCAGUUGUACAAUCCGGAAAUAAAGCAAAGAAGUAACCGUGUAGGCUAAGAUCGCUAACAGUAGGUAUUAGGAUGGCAAGAACAGUCGGAUGUGAUCGUGUGCUUAUUAUAGUUAAGGAGCCCGGAAAGCCUACCGGUCGGGGACAGAACGCUGGUUUUGGAGUAAUUUUUAGGACGCAGGUGGAGCAAA